This is a messenger RNA of Alexandromys fortis (reed vole), 856 nucleotides long. RefSeq names its product testis expressed 35 (gene Tex35). Bases 1 to 630 code for a protein of 209 amino acids. The record is from RefSeq and is a predicted model, not a curated record. Gene Ontology annotation, cellular component: nucleus. Lineage: Eukaryota; Metazoa; Chordata; Mammalia; Rodentia; Cricetidae. The transcript has 8 exons.
AUGUCAGCCAACAGGGAAGAACUGAAGAAAACCAACCCGAAAAAGAACUACAAGGAAAUUUGCUUGGAACUGACACAAGUAAAUGAUCACAAAGGACUUAAACAAGAAGGGCUAUUCAUCAAAAAAGGGAUGACCCAGGAGCUGAAGAAUGAACUCAGGGAGGUGAGAGAAGAACUCAAGGAAAAGAUGGAAGAGAUAAAGCAGAUAAAGGAUAUAAUGGACAAAGAUUUUGAUAAGCUUCAUGAAUUUGUGGAAAUUAUGAAGGAAAUGCAGAAGGAUAUGGAUGAAAAGAUGGAUGUUUUAAUGACUAUACAGAAGAACAACAAAUUUCCCCUUCAAAAACAACCAAAGGAGCAGCAGGAACUCGGGCAGAUAGGAAAGAUGGACAAAGAUCCCCAGCUCAGACCCAAGCAAAUGGAAGAACCUGACGGAGUAUCAUUGACUAGCGAUAAGACGAUGUCACAAAAAACAAAGACUAAUCCACCGGAUCCCCUUCAUUCGUGUCAGAGUUGCUGCCAGGAGACCUUCACACCAUGCCUGGGCGCCCUUUUCACCUUUGUCAUCUGGAGCUGCUUUCUGAUUUAUUUGUACUUCAACCCUGAUGAGAUGGAGUAUGUGCUUCCCACCUAGUCCAGUCAUGGAGCCCACCAGCAGCUCCGGCUCAUCCUCUCUGAGCUGCAAGGCAGGGUUUUCUGCCCUCUUACACCCCAUCCUCACCCCACCCAGGCUUCCACCUGGAGAUUAAAGACUUUCAUUUGAAGUCCAAAGGUUGUUACCCUUUUGAGUACUGGCUCAACAUUUGGGUGCCCAGAGCAUCACUUUUUGGUUCAACAAAUUUCGGACCCCAGUUCCUCUU